Dioscorea cayenensis subsp. rotundata (Guinea yam) is the source of this 1621-nucleotide messenger RNA. Its product is annotated as ethylene-responsive transcription factor 1-like. Gene Ontology annotation, biological process: ethylene-activated signaling pathway; regulation of DNA-templated transcription. The record is from RefSeq and is a predicted model, not a curated record. The transcript has 3 exons. Lineage: Eukaryota; Viridiplantae; Streptophyta; Magnoliopsida; Dioscoreales; Dioscoreaceae. Bases 116 to 1258 code for a protein of 380 amino acids. Gene Ontology annotation, molecular function: DNA binding; DNA-binding transcription factor activity.
CUCCUUAUCUCACACUCAAUCAUCAGCCAUUUUCCAAUUUUUCAGAGAGAAAGAAGAAGAAAAGCGGAGAAAAAAGAGGUAAUAAAGUUGAGAUUUUUGCGUUUUUUGUGUGAAGAUGUGUGGAGGAGCUAUCAUAUCGGAUUUUAUACCGCCGGCGAGGUCCCGGCGGCUGAUCGCUGAGUAUCUGUGGCCGGAUCUCAAGAAGGGAGGUGGAUCUUAUGGGACGAAGAAGAAGCAGCAUCAUCGGAGGGUGGAUGUCAAAGACGAUGACUUUGAGGCUGAUUUUAGGGAGUUCAAUGAUGAUCCCGAGGAGUCUGAGGAUGAAGCAGAGGUCGUUGACGUCAAGCCCUUCGCUUUCGCUCCGAAAGCCCCUUUAUCUCGAGAAGACUCUGUUACUCCAAAGCAUGAAGAUUUCUCCAGUUCAUUGGAUAAUUCUUCCAAGAGGAAGAGAAAGAAUCAGUACAGAGGAAUCCGGCAACGUCCUUGGGGAAAGUGGGCAGCUGAAAUCAGAGAUCCUCGCAAAGGUGUCCGAGUGUGGCUUGGGACAUUCAAUACUGCUGAAGAAGCUGCAAGAGCUUAUGAUGCUGAAGCCCGUAGAAUUCGGGGUAAGAAGGCCAAACUGAACUUCCCUGAAGAACCAUCUCGAGCUACUCAGAAGCGCAUUCAAAUGCCAAUUUCCUCAAGAACACCCAAGCCAACUGUUCCUGAAAAAUCUAGCCCCAGUCAAUCCACCACUAACUUGGAUGAGCCUGAUCCAGAUUACUACUCUGCUUUUGGUUUUCUGGAAGAGAAGGAGCCCCCAACCCUUGAAUACCAAACUCCCUUUUCACCGAUGAAGCCUCUGGUGCCUUCUGAUGGAGUUGCUGUAAAUUUCCACUCUGAUCAGGGAAGCAACACUCUUGAUUGCUCAGACUACGGGUUCGAAUUCGACUCUAAGAAUCCUGAGAUAACAUCAAUGAUUACUCCCACUAUAGCUGAAGGUGUGGAAACUAAUUUCUCGGAAGGUGGCUCACCACAGAAGAAACUGAAGAACAAUGCCGGGGAGGCAGUCUCAGCUGAAGAGAACACGGCAAUGAAACUUUCUGAGGAACUGUCUGCUUUUGAAUCAUAUAUGAAGUUCCUCCAGAUUCCGUAUCUCGAAGGGAGCUCAGAUGAAUCUAUAGACUCCCUCUUUGGUGGUGAAUUGACUCAGGAUGCCGGUAAUGAAGUGGACCUAUGGACCUUUGAUGACCUGCCAAUGGUGGGCAACUCUUUCUAAGAGACUUCUGAUGUGGUUACCAGUUUAUCUGUAGAUAUCUACAUGAGUGAGUGAAUAAAGGCGGAGGAUUUGGAGACACCUGAAUUGUUGCCUAGCUGUUAUUGUGCUUAGAGCUUGUGGAACUUUGGUUAUAGGGGUUUAUGUUUUAGGUCCCAUAUUUAAGUUUAUAUACUGUUGUAAUGUUGUGUUCUUUGUUCCAAUACUCAGACAUCAGACUUGUUGUACUAUGUUUGUGCUAUUUUGUUUCUCAAACUGAUCAAACAUUGCCCAUGCGUUUUUUGUGCAGGAUACUUGGCCUUUUGGGCAUGUUUUCUGCUGUGUAUGAACUGCUCUUUUUUAUAAGCGGUAUUUUUAUUCAAUUCA